UUAGCGUUGAUCUCGGUCGUGAUUCUGUUGUACCGUCUGUUCACUGAAUCUAUUUUUUUUACGUCGCUGCACUCAGUGGACAUCAUCUUUUUAUUAAUACUUUUUUACUUUCCUAGCUGAAUAUUCGGGGUUUUUUUUUGUAACUCGCGCGCGCUCCUUUAUAUCACUCUGCGUAAUUGCGCGAGCCCGGAAUCUCCUUUACGCGCAGCAUCAGCGCUUUUUUCUGGCAGGACUUGAGCUCGUCAUCAUCUGUGGCUGCUGUGUGAGAGGAAGAUGAUGGGUUCAGUGUGAGAAUCGGGACUGGAAGAUGCAGAAGAGCGUGCGUUAUAAUGAAGGACACGCGCUCUAUCUGUCCAUGGUCGCGCGUAAAGAGGGAAUCAAGCGCGGGCACCUGAGCAAAAAAGCCGCCGAGAACAACCGCUGGAACGAGAAGUACUUCGCGCUUUACCAGAAUGUGCUGUUUUACUUUGAGAACGAGCAGAGCACCAGACCCUCUGGGAUUUAUUUGCUGGAGGGAAGCACCUGCGAGAGGAUUCCGGCUCCGAAAGUGUCCACCGUGGGGAAGGAGAGUUCAGAUAAACAGCAGCAUUACUUCUUGGUGAUUUUCGGCCACGAUGGGCAGAAACCUCUGGAGCUGCGGUCAGAAGAAGAAGCUGAUUGUAAUGAGUGGGUGGAGGUCAUUCAGCAGGCCAGUUAUUCAGAUCUGAUCAUCGAGCGGGAAGUUCUCAUGCAGAAAUACAUCCAUCUGGUGCAGAUCAUGGAGACGGAAAAGGUGGCGGCAAAUCAGCUCCGGACUCAACUGGAGGACCAGGAUACAGAGAUCGAGAGGCUGAAGGCCGAGAUUGUUGUUCUGAACAAAUCAAAAGAGCGGAUGUUGCCCUUUCAGUCCUUUCAAGACGAAGAAGAUCCAGACAUCAAAAAAAUCAAGAUGGUGCAGAGCUUCAUGCGUGGCUGGCUCUGCAGGAGGAAGUGGAAGAUCAUCGUGCAGGACUACAUCUGCUCGCCUCACGCCGAGAGCAUGAGGAAGAGGAACCAGAUCGUCUUUAACAUGGUGGAGGCCGAGACGGAGUACGUGCUCCAGCUCUCCAUCCUGGUCAACUGCUUCCUCCGGCCGCUCCGGAUGGCGGCCAGCUCCAAAAAACCUCCCAUCAGUCACGACGAUGUCAGCAGCAUCUUCCUCAAUAGUGAGACGAUAAUGUUUCUCCAUGAGAUAUUUCACCAAGGCUUGAAGGCUCGGAUAGCCAACUGGCCGACGUUAGUUUUAGCGGAUCUCUUCGACAUCUUGCUGCCAAUGCUGAACAUUUAUCAGGAGUUUGUGCGAAACCAUCAGUACAGUUUGCAGGUUCUGGCCAACUGUAAACAGAACCGAGACUUCGACAAGCUUCUGAAGCAGUAUGAAGCAAACGCCGCCUGUGAGGGCCGGAUGCUGGAGACCUUUCUCACAUACCCCAUGUUUCAGAUCCCACGAUACAUCAUCACGCUCCAUGAGCUGCUCGCUCACACGCCUCAUGAACAUGUGGAGCGCAAGAGUCUGGAAUUUGCCAAAUCCAAACUAGAAGAACUGUCCAAAAUGAUGCACGAUGAAGUGAGUGACACAGAAAACAUCCGUAAGAAUCUAGCGAUCGAGCGAAUGAUUGUGGAGGGCUGUGAUAUCCUGCUGGACACCAGUCAGACGUUUGUAAGGCAGGGCUCUCUCAUUCAGCUGCCCUCUGUGGAGAAGGGUAAACUGAGUAAAGUGCGUCUGGGCUCGCUGACGCUCAGGAAAGAAGCUGAACGACAGUGUUUCCUCUUCACCAAACACUUCCUCAUCUGCACACGGACCUCCGGCGGCAAACUGCACCUGCUUAAACAAGGAGGCACACUGUCUCUAAUAGAGUGUACUCUUAUUGAGGAACUGGACACCAGUGAUGAAGACUAUAAUGCCGCUGGUCAGGGUCUCAAUCAUCUCGAGUUUAAGAUCGUGGUUGAACCUGCUGAUGGUUCCUCGUUUUCAGUGGUUCUUCUCGCUCCAUCUCGACAGGAAAAAGCAGCCUGGACCAGCGACAUCAGCCAGUGCAUUGACAACAUUCGCUGCAACGGCUUGAUGAACAGCGUGUUUGAGGACAACUCGAAAGUCACCGUGCCUCACAUGAUCAAGUCUGACGCCCGACUGCACAAAGACGAUGUGGACAUCUGCUUCAGCAAGACGCUCAACUCCUGCAAGGUGCCACAGAUCCGCUACGCCAGCGUGGAGAGACUGCUGGAAAGACUGACCGACCUGCGCUUUCUGUCCAUCGACUUCCUCAACACUUUCCUCCACACAUACCGCAUCUUCACCACUGCCGCAGUAGUGAUGGACAAACUGGCCGACAUCUACAAGAAACCCUUCACGUCUAUACCUGUCAGGGUUCAGUAUCAUUCAUCUGACCGUUUGUCCAUCACCUCCAUCUGUCCAGACUACAGCCUGAAGAUCACGAGGCUUGCGCUGGACCAGUCCAAGUCCCUGGAGCUUUUCUUCGCCACCAACCAGGGCCCCUGGAGCGGAGAGCAUCUCAACAACAAAUCCCCCCGGCUGUCCCGCAAGUUCUCCUCACCUCCGCCCAUCUCCAUCACCUCGCGCACCUCCUCCCCCAUCCACUCCCGCAAGCUGUCCCUCAGCUCUCCUGUCAGCUGUAAGGCUGGAGCUCUGGAUCUCUCCACCUCCACCUUCUCUGCAGCCAGCAGUCCAACAUCUCCAUAUAACCCCAUCAUCUGCUCUCCUCCGCCCACCUGCACCAAAGCCCCUCUGGACCUCAGCCGGGGCCCCAGCUCCCCGGAGCUCUGCCCCUCCACCCCGGAGGAAGGUGGAGAACUGCCCCGCAUAGAUGCUUUCUGUGGGAAACUGCGGCGGAGUAUUCGGCGAGCUGUACUUGAGUCAGUAUCACUGGACAAGUUCAUUCCAGAGACACCCACAUCCAGUGACUCUGGAGAAAUGUCUCCAAGCCGUUCCCCAUCCACCCCGAGACACCUUCGCUACCGACAGCCCGCAGGUCAGUGUCCUGAUAACUCCCGCUGUGCCGUGUCCCCCGCGUCCGCCUUCGCCAUUGCCACCGCCGCAGCCGGACACAGCAGCCCGCAAGGAUUUACCAACCCAGAGAAAUCCUACGACAAAGAGUUCCUCAUCCGCAGGGCGGCCACCAACAGAGUGCUCAACGUCCUGCGCCACUGGGUUUCUAAACACUCGCAGGACUUUGAGAUGAACGCAGAGCUGACGACUGCUGUGAUGGCUCUGCUGGAGGAGGUGCUGAGAGAUCCAGAUCUUCUGCCGCAGGAGAGAAAAGCUGCAGUCAAUAUACUGAGUGCGCUUUCUCAGGAAGAACAAGACGAUUCACAAUUGAAGAUUGAGGAUAUCGUCCAAAUGGUGGACUGUCCGAGGGCCGAAUGCUUUGAGUCACUAUCUGCAAUGGAGCUAGCAGAACAAAUCACCCUGCUGGACCAUAUUGUGUUCCGGAAUAUUCCCUAUGAGGAGUUUCUUGGUCAAGGCUGGAUGAAGAUGGACAAAAAUGAAAGAACUCCAUACAUUAUGAAGACCAGUCAGCACUUCAAUGAUAUGAGUAAUCUGGUAGCUUCUGAGAUUAUGGCUCAUGCAGAUGUGAGCUCCAGGGCUGGAUCCAUUGACAAGUGGCUGGCAGUGGCUGAUAUCUGCCGCUGUCUCAACAACUACAACGGAGUCUUGGAAAUCACAUCUGCACUGAACCGCAGCGCCAUCUACAGGCUGAAGAAGACAUGGGCCAAGGUUUGCAAACAGACCAAGGCAUUAAUGGAUAGGCUGCAGAAGAUCGUGUCGUCUGAAGGGAGGUUUAAGAACCUGAGGGAAACUCUGAAGAACUGUAACCCACCGUGUGUGCCCUAUCUGGGCAUGUACCUGACAGAUUUGGCAUUUAUCGAGGAAGGAACACCCAAUUUCACGGAGGAGGGUCUCGUCAACUUCUCUAAAAUGAGGAUGAUUUCACACAUAAUACGAGAGAUUCGACAGUUUCAGCAGGCGCCCUAUAGGAUUGAACUGCAACCUAAGGUGACACAGUUCCUCCUGGAUAAGACCCUUGUAAUGGACGAGGACACGCUUUAUGAACUAUCUCUGAAGAUCGAGCCAAGACUUCCACCUGCCAACUAAACACAAUGAUCAUGUUUACACCAGACUCCGAUAUCCAGAGAGUCAGUUUGUGAGAAUCCAAAUCUCAAAGUCUGAACCACUUAUCCAUAUAUAUUCACCUCAUUCCAGAUGAUUGCUGUAAACUCAGGUAUUAAUGUGCCUUGUUGUAAAUGUUAUGAAAUUUCUUGGUACAUAUUUAUAGGAUGGUGCAAUUUAAUAUCAGUUUGAUAAUCUCUUGAUAAUGUUUUUUACCUGAAGGCGAAAAUAUCAGCUCGGUUUUUAAGUCUAAUCAUGUCUUUAGUAUAUUAGUGUUCAUGUUUGUAUGCAUACAAAUGGGUUUAGAUGAAACAAUGUCUCACAAAUUACUUGUAUAAAUAGUUUAUGAGGAUUCUUCAUAGACAUAAUGUAUUUUAUACUGUAAAAAACGCUAUUUACCUCACCCCGACCCCUAUAUAUAUAUAUAUAUAUAUAUAUAUAUAUAUAUAUAUAUAUAAUUUUAAGUAUUUUGAAUUACAAGGACACAUGGCAUGUCCUCAUAAACCACUUUACUAGAGUACAACCCAUGUCAUCAUACAAUUUACUUGUACACCAGAUAAACAAGCGCAUAAACGUCCACACAAACACACAUAUACUUGUAUUCAUGGUUAACAGGGGCACUCCAUAUUUUAUACAGUAAAAACUGCCUAUAAUAUUGCACUACCCCACCCCUAACCCACCUGUGGCAAAAUUUGAAAAUCAAAAAGCUUUGUUAAAUAUGAUUUUUAAGCGUUUUCCAUUCGAGGGACCCUCUAAACCACCUUAACAGAGAACAACAAAGUCAUACCCAUGUCAUAAUACAACUUCAUGUCCCUUUACCUAAUAUACCUGUACACACACUAGGGUUUACAUGAAGCAAGGUCACACACACACGUACUUGUAUACAUGGUUUACAAGGACACUCCAUAAUUUAUAUAGUAAAAACCACUUAUAAUAUUGCACUACACCACCCCUAACCCUAAACCCAACCCACCUGUGGCAAAAUUUGAAAACCAAAAAUGAUUUUUAAUAGUGUUGAAUUAGAGGGACAUUAGGUGUGACCCUCUAAACCACCUUAAUAGAUAACAACUAAAUCAUACCCAUGUCGUUAUACAACUUCAUGUCCCUUUAAACCGAAUACACCUGUACACACACUAGGGUUAAGAUGAAGCAAUGUCUCACACACACAUUUACUUGUAUACAUGGUUUACAGGGACACUCCUUAUUUUAUGUAGUAAUAACCACUUAUAAUAUUGCACUACCCCACCCCUAACCCUAAACCCAACCCUCCAGUGGCAAUAUUUGAAAAUCAAAAGACUUUGUUAAAUAUGAUUUUUAAUAGUGUUGAAUUAGAGGGAAACGAGGUGUAAACCUCCUUAAUAGAGAACAACUAAGCCAUACCCAAGUCAAUAUACAACUCUGUGUCCCUGUAAACCUAAUAUACCUGUACACACACUAGGGUUGUCACGAUACUGGAAUUCGGUACAAAUCGAAACUGAAAUAAUAAUAAUAAUUUAAAAAAAGUCCAUUUCCCGCUAACAUUUGAGCGCUGUUGUGCCAUUUCUGUUCACACGACCAACAGAAAUGACUAGGAUUGGCCGUGAAGGUCAUCAGUUAACUGAACUCACCGAUGUUUACUGAGUGCAACCACAGAUACAGGGACGCUGGAGCAUUUUAAAGCCCCGAUUCAUGAGCGGAUCACUCAUGUCAGCUUAUAGACAAACCGGCUGAUGGAAGUGACUUUAAAACUCUGUGACCAUGUGGGUCAGUCAAUCAGUCAGUCAGUCGACAGCGGCCUCUGGUGGAUUUACCUGAGAACAGCAGGCGCUCAUGGCAUUGAGAGAAAUUGUAAUUAUAAUUAUAUAGUCAGAUCACACUGCAUGUUUUGUUUGUAGGCGUAUUUUGAUAUUUUCAGCAUGUGUUUGCAUGAAUCGCUAGAUCAUUUUGGAUUAACGAGAGCAGUUUCUAUUGUUCAAAUCAUCUGUUUUUCGAUACUGCGAGCUCAAACCUUACCGGAUUACGUGAUGGUAAGGCCAAAGUACUGUAGUACUGACUUAUUACCGGAUCUGUGUGCCAUUAUACUGAAACAGCACACUCCAUACUACAGUAAAAAAUCCAGAAUAUCUGAAGGUUAAUGCAGAGGACACAUUUAUUGUUCGUUUUUAACAUGAGAACGAGUCAUUCUCCAUUUUACAGUUUAUGGUUGUUUCCAUAAAAUUCACUCUUUUAACAUUUUACACCUUCUUAAAUGUUCAUUUUGAGUCUGUUUUUGUAUAAAGAUAAAUAGAUUGUUGUUUUUUUAUUUAUUCAAGCAUAUGUCUGUACAGUGCCCUGUUUAUUUCAUUAUUUAUACGAGUGUUUAUUGAAACUUUGACCUGGAAAACCUAGAGAACUUUAUGCCGAGUUCAGACUGCAUGGUUUUAGCCCCGAUUUUGACUCGCCGACAGGUUUUGAGAAAUCAAAGAUAGAUGCCCGAAAUCACAGGUAAAUCGGUGCUGGUGCACGCGAGAGACAAUCACACAGUAUAAACUUUCAAAGAAGCGAUCUGAGAGAAUCACCGAUGAGUCGCCGAUGCCUGUGAGAUAUUUGCCGUGCUGAAUAUCUGGAGCUCUCGGCGAUUCAAAUCCUGCCGUGUGGAAUGUGUUCUGACUGAAAAUAACAUCAGCGAUCGCCUACAGCCAAUGAGAGAGCAGCAAAGAUAUACUAUGUGUUUUUGGCUGUGAGACGUAGUUUGGACGAAGUUGUCAGCGAUUCUUCCUACUGUAAAGUCAUGCAAUGUGAAAGCCCCUGUCGCCGAUCCAUCUUGCAGUGUAAACAAAGCAGCCCAGAUAGUCAUGCAGUGUGAAAACACCUGUGACAUGACUACUUUGAAAAUCCUGCAGUCUGAACUCAGCAUUAGGCAGCCCUGCAUUGUUGUUCUGCAUUUAAAUACUCCUCAAGGAGUGACUUUGUCUUUUCAUAAACAAAUUAUUGUCUUUUUUUUUAAACAAUAGACAACUUUCUCUGUUCUGUACAUCUUUCCAUGAAGCUAAUAAAACUUUUUGCCUUAU
This is a messenger RNA of Danio rerio (zebrafish), 7176 nucleotides long. The record is from RefSeq and is a predicted model, not a curated record. Lineage: Eukaryota; Metazoa; Chordata; Actinopteri; Cypriniformes; Danionidae.